UGGGUGGGAGAGGAGAUAGGGGUGCAAGACACCUAGGUUGGAGUGCUGGGUGCAAGCUCAGUCCUUGUGCCAGAGGAGCAGGGUGAGUUCAAGUUAAACAGAGAGGGGUGCUGAGUGGGAGCCCUGAGCCUGAGACAAACCUUCAGGACAGCCAAGCAGAGGUAUCUGGUGGCAGCAGCUUAGACUCUGUACCUAAGAUGAUGUGAGCAAGACUCUGAGAGCAACUGAUGGGGUGCAGGAGUUAGCACCCCCUUAAAUCCUUUAGGUGGAAACACAGUCCCUAAGAUCAUCUUGGUGAUGGUGGGGCAGUAAGACAUCAGAAUAAUACCAAGAGUGGGAGCUGGGACACUGAGAUCCCUGUGAGUGCUAUUUGGCACCCCAAGCUCUUUCUGGCUGGAUCCCAGACAACUAUAUGAACAGGACUGAAACAAAGAAGCGCCUGCGGGUGGAAAUCAAGAGCCAAAUAUAUUUGUGGGUGGGAAUCAGGCCCAAUGCUUCUCUGAGUGACAGCAGAGACCCCAAGAGCUCCCGCACCCUAUGUCUGCCAGAAGAGGUUCCCAUCAUGACUAAGUGUAUAGUGAAAGAGUGCAAGAAUACUACCCAGAAGAACAGCGGAGUUACCCUGCAUGGCUUCCCCAAUUCCCUCAAUGCCAUUAAAGUGUGGCUCAUACAGACGGGCAAUGACUUUGGGGACCUGGAUGCUUUUGCCCAGCGAGUGUUAGAGUCUCGGAGCAGGUGGCUCUACAGAAUGUGCUCCAAACAUUUCUCACCUCAAAGUUACAUCUGGAGCGGCAAGAAACUGGUUCUGAAGCCGGACGCUGUCCCCACAAUUUUUCCAGGGAAAGUCAAGAAUAGGUACGUCACGGAGAACCUAAGAAGCCUUCCACCAUCCAAGAGAGCCCAGGUGGAAAUGCAGUUUCAGCUCCACUCUAUCAUUAAGCAACAUGGCGGCUACCACCCAACUUCUUUAUAUGUUCCCCCAAGUCUGGAUCCGCCACAUGUAAGCCGGGACGAGCCAGAAGUUAAACCAGCCACAAAGACCACUUCAACCACUACCACCACUACCACCAAAGUAAUGGUGGACAAGUCAACAAAUACUGACCCAAUGUUUGGGAAGGCCGACAAAGGUGUGCUGUGGCCUGAGUUUGAGUACAAUUUUGAUGGGGAAGCGUGGAAAAUAAAGCACGAUCACUUCUACCCUUAUAAUCACUCCAACUUACGAGACUCCCGCAAAAGCACCAGCGACGCAGAGACCGAGCAGGACUUUUGGUACACAAACGAUUAUGAAACGGAUAAGAACUCCCGGCACUAUCACUGUCGGUAUCCAGUGGGUGUCAGGCCGUACAUAUUCAUGGAGAGAAACUCUUUGGGUGAUGGCAAGGUUCCUAUCAAAAUCGAGGAUUUGGCAGUUUAUUUCUCAAAGCAGGAGUGGGAGUACAUAGGGCAACACUGGGAGUGUUACAAGGAUAUGUUGCCUGAAGCAGAACAGCCCUUCAGCAAAUUCCAACAGCCAAAAAGAAGUGGGACAGAUCAUUCCAGACAAGACAAGGUGUGUUCAGAAUUGAAGUUGAAUUCUCUUCCUUAUGCCCUGGACUCUCCAGAAGAGAGAGAUGCAGAAGAAAUGUUGAUUACAGAAGAUGGAUUGUAUUCAUCUGUAUCUGGCGAUGCACCCUCUCUCACAGGUGAUAUUAAAGAAGAAGCAGAAGAAGUUGCUAUUACGGACAACUGUUUGAGUGCUGCUGAGACUGCAGCAUUGGCUUAUCUCUCAGAUGAUUUAGAAGAAGAUGCAUCUGAAGAACCAGAUUUUACCAUGCCAGCUAUAGACUCCCCAAUAGAUAACAUUAAAGAAGAGAUUGAAGAAAUUACUGUAACAGAUAGUCAUCUGAACUCUUCCCAGGAUCCACAUUUGGACUCAUCAGAUGAGUUUCAUCCCAGUAGGAGCAUGUUCAACAAAUGCCUCAAACCAGCCAGUUUAGAUGAGGAGGUUGCCGGUGCUUCAUGCUGGCCUGGAGAACACAAAUCUAAUGAAUACCACCGGACCACUUAUAAAAUUAGCACAUCUACAGACUCUUUCAAUUGCCCUAAUAAGUCGGUAAUAAUAAAGAAAAGGGUGGUCGCCUCAGAUACCGACAGCCAAAGCAAAGACCGGCCGCAUAGGUGCAGAGCAUGUAACGAAUGCUUUCCUGACAAAAAUCAGCUGGCUGUCCAUCGGAGAAAGCACAUUGCCAAGUCACUGAGGUGCCCAACUUGUGGGAAAGCUUUCCGGUUCCAGUCUCAGCUUAUCAAACACCAGAAAACUCAUAAAGAGGAGAAUGUCUACACCUGCCCUAUUUGUGGAGUCCAGUAUGAACACAAAGUCCAGUUUGCGGCGCACAUGAGGGUCCACCCUGGGGACAAACCAUAUAUGUGCGACGAAUGUGGCAGUUGCUUUGUCCAAAAGGGCUCCCUUGUUUUACACCAGAAGAAACACAAAGGGUUGGAUGUUUAUAGGUGCAAACUGUGUGGGAACAGAUUCGACAAAAGAUCAAAGCUUAAAAACCAUCUAAAAUUCCACAGACUGGAAAAAACACCCAUUUUCAGUUGAUGUGAAGGAUCCUAUAAUUGUAAUUCAUUAUUUAAUGAACAGAGACUUAUCGCGCAAGAGGCCUAAGCCUAUGAAAUAGAAUCCUUUUCAUUGGCAAUUUAGGUUUUCUAGUUUCACACUCUACUUCUGUUACACUUCUGUUAAAUUCCAAGAAAAUGAUUGAUGUAAUUGUUUAUUAGCCAAUAGCACUUAGAUAAACCAGAUGCUUUCUUGGGUAUUUCAAAGAAUAACUCAGGGUACAAUGCUUUACAACACUCAUAAGCACCAUUCUGCUCCAUACAUACAAUUACAUCCAUUCAUCCCAUCCUACAUAUGGUUGCCAUUUUAUGUUUAAUAACAUGCAUUUUUACCAUUUUGCCCCAAAUGUAGUUACAUCCAGGCUUAUUGUUCUAUCCUACACAUGACUUGUAGUUUUAUCCCGCAUAUUCUUGCAGUUCUAUCCCACACAUGCUUUCCUUUCUAUGCUUUGUAACAUAGUUACACAUACACAGUUAGGUCCAUUAUUAUCAUUCUAUCCCAUAUAUUUCUGUAGUGCUUGUCACAUGCUUGUCAUACUAUACUUUGUAACACGAAUUUUUCACAACCUGUCUAGGCGUGCUCUUCUGCCUAUAACUGGCUCCUUUGAGCUUGGAUCUCAGAUACACGGAGUGCUGCUAGGACCGCACGAUAAUCCAGUACACCCACAGGCAAGAGGUGCUGUACGUAUACUCUGGGAAGGAGCCUGUAAGGAAAGAGCUGGAGGUAGUCCGAGAGGCCGGGUCAGAACCAGAUAACAGGAGCAGAAUCAUGAGGCAAACUCAAGGCCAGGAACAAGCCAUCGACAGAACCACUGACAAUGUUCCCUCUAAUUCCUUCUUGGCUCUGUGUGCAAAAACAUUCUUUUGUGCAGACAUUUUAAACUUGCAUGUGCUGUUUAAAAAAAAAAAAACGGUGUGCUCAGGUGAGAAUUUAUACAAAAUUUUGUGUUUUCAAAAAAUUUUGUGUGCACCAGAAUUUGUUGGCCUCAAAAUUUGUGUGCACAUGAACAAGGGCCUUAGAGGGAACAUUGCAUACAGGACAGAAGUAGGUAGGUAGGAAAGGACCAGCAAUAAAAGGGAACACAGCAACUAGGACCAAGCAAGCAUGACCUAUAACAGGCAGUGAGUCAGUGCAGAGCAGGGGGUUUUAUAGCCAGACUAAUGGCCAAUAUGCAGCAACAGCUAAGUUCACCAUGCAUAUCAUGGAAAUACAAGGAUACCUAUAGCCAUGACUAUACUAUAGCCAUAGUAACCUGCAGGUCGCUGAUUCAAGCCCAGUCAGGAUGGUACACGUUUCACCCCUCACGUAUACAGUUCCAUCCAUACUUGUCAUUCUGUCCCACAAUGCUUGCCGUUCCGUCAUCCUAGGGUUGCCACCUCACCCCUUUUAAACCAAACACAUAUGCAAUCCACAGCCUGCAUAGCUAAUUAGCAAUUCAUUAUGAUGCAUGGCUGCACAUAAAUCAGUUCAGUCUGCAGCAUGCAUCUGAAUGAAUUGCUAAUUAGACAUGCAGGCUGUGGAUUUCAUAUGUGUUCUGUUUUGAAGGGGUGAAGUGGCAACCCUACAACAUCCUCGCUUAUUUAUAGUGCCAGCAAUUUAUGCAUCACAAUUUAUAACAAACAGAUGUCUUAUAACAAUUUAACAAACAAGAGUUACAGCGUAAAAAUACAAUCAGAGGGCCCAGCUCACAACACUGCCCCACACACUUACAUAGUUAAAG
Molecule: messenger RNA, 4322 nt
Organism: Xenopus laevis (African clawed frog)
Lineage: Eukaryota; Metazoa; Chordata; Amphibia; Anura; Pipidae
Product: zinc finger protein 182
Exons: 9
Coding region: 413-2584 (723 amino acids)
Source: RefSeq, a predicted model, not a curated record